CAGAAUGCAUUAAACGUCAUAACAUUGAAACAGUGAAAAAGAAACUCUCAAAAAAAUAUUGAAUUCACAACAAAAAGUCUUUCAUCGCGAAUAUUUGUCUCAAAUAUCUACAUGUAAUCAUGCCUAUCCUCUACUCCGUAAUCUCACGACAGACAACAAUUCUGGCAAAAUACGCGGAAUGCGUUGGAAAUUUCGCUGAAGUCACUGAACAGGUCAUCGCCAAAAUUCAAUUGGAAAAUCACAAACUCACAUAUUCACAUGGCAAUUACUUGAUACAUUACAUUUGUGAAGACAGAAUUAUUUAUAUGGCAAUUACGGAUGAUGAAUUUGAUCGUUCACGAGCAUUUUUGUUCUUAUCCGACAUCAAAAGACGCUUUUUGGCGGAAUAUGGAUUGACAGUUGCUACUGCUAUCAUGUACGGAAUGAACGCCGAGUUCAGUCGCGUUUUGGCAUCCGAGAUGAAACGAUACUCCGAGGCGAAAGAUAUCGACGCUUUGUCAAAAGUUCACGGUCAAAUCGACGAAUUGAAAGACAUUAUGGUGAAAAAUAUUGAGUCUGUGACAUCACGAGGGGAGCAUUUAGAACUCCUCGUUAAUAAAACAGACCAAUUGCGAAGUAACGCGGUGUCAUUCCGAACAACAUCUCGAACCCUUGCGCGAACAAUGUUUUGGCGCAACGUAAAAAUGUAUUUCAUCAUGGCAUGCAUUCUAAUUUUAGUGAUUUACAUUAUUGUUUCGUUCUCCUGCGGAGGGUUACUGUGGCCUAAUUGCGUUCACAAGUAAGAAAUUCGAGUAAAAAGAAAAUGUUUCAAAGAUCAAAAGUGAAUUAUUAUUAAAAAAUACAAAAAAAAGUGUAAACCAAUUAUCUGUAAUAUUUCCAUUCUUUAAAAAAAAACACAUUCAUUUUUUUUUUCUUAUAAUUUUUUUUUUAUUAUCAUGUAUGAAUAAAUGAUAUAUAUUCUCAA
This is a messenger RNA of Culicoides brevitarsis, 964 nucleotides long. It is a transcript of the gene Vamp7, whose product is annotated as vesicle-associated membrane protein 7. Gene Ontology annotation, biological process: exocytosis; vesicle fusion. Gene Ontology annotation, cellular component: SNARE complex; membrane. Bases 120 to 782 code for a protein of 220 amino acids. Lineage: Eukaryota; Metazoa; Arthropoda; Insecta; Diptera; Ceratopogonidae. The record is from RefSeq and is a predicted model, not a curated record. Gene Ontology annotation, molecular function: SNARE binding; SNAP receptor activity. The transcript has 5 exons.